Drosophila persimilis is the source of this 2677-nucleotide messenger RNA. RefSeq names its product putative inorganic phosphate cotransporter (gene dmGlut). Lineage: Eukaryota; Metazoa; Arthropoda; Insecta; Diptera; Drosophilidae. Gene Ontology annotation, biological process: transmembrane transport; monoatomic anion transport. The transcript is spliced from 5 exons. Gene Ontology annotation, molecular function: transmembrane transporter activity. The coding region runs from base 542 to 2068 and encodes 508 amino acids. The record is from RefSeq and is a predicted model, not a curated record.
GAGAACAAAGCGCCAAAAGCGGGGAUCGAAGAUCGUUAACAGUUUUACAGUUGUUGCGUUUACGUGUGUGUGUGGAAAACAUUGCUAAAACCAAAUUCGACUCAAACACAUAGACACACACACAGACACACUCCUCAGUCUAAACUCCACACACAGAGAGAGAGAGCAGAGCGGUGCAACACUGAAAUAACGGAAGAGGGGCCAAAGCCAAAGCUCAAGCCAAAGCCAAAGCCAGAGCGAAAGAGAAUCAAAGAAGUGCGUGGAGGAGCCGGAGCCGGAGUCGGAGUCGGAGAGCCCCCAUUGCCGUUUCGUUCUCGCUGCGUGUGGUUUUUAGUUGCGUUUUGUAAUUGUUACGCAUGCGCCAGAGCCAAGUGUUAAGGAAGUAGAAUUUCUUCUGGAGAGAGAUACAAAAUUGUGUUUUGUGUGUGUGCUCGUGUGCGUGUUCGCGUGAUAUCCUUCACCUAUAUAUCUGAACCGAUCCUGUGUAAUCGUGGCGAAGGAACUGAGCAACUUGCUAACGUUGAAAAGCAAUAAUCCCGAGAUGACACAACAGCCGCAAUGGGGCAUAAACCUAUCACGGUAUUUUAUAAUACCGCAACGUGUUAUAUUGGCCAUCAUGGGGUUUCUGGCGAUCCUCAACGCCUACACAAUGCGUGUGUGCCUCUCCCAGGCCAUCACAGUGCUGGUCAUAAAGAAGAACGUCACGGAUGAGGAUAGUGAUGUGGCCAUCUGCGAGCCGGAUGAGCUGGAUGAUGGCGUCAGCAGUGGCGGCGAAUACGAUUGGUCCGAGGAGCUGCAGGGCCUGAUCUUGUCCUCCUUCUACAUUGGUUACAUUGUCACGCACAUUCCUGGGGGUCUGCUGGCCGAGAAGUUUGGUGGCAAAUGGACCCUGGGCUUGGGAAUCCUCUCCACAGCCGCGUUCACUAUGCUCACACCUUUAGCUAUUCAGCAGGGAGGCUCCGACUGGCUAAUCGUUUCCCGUGUGCUAAUGGGUCUGGGGGAGGGCACAACCUUCCCCGCACUCAGUGUGCUCCUCGCUGCUUGGGUCCCCGCAAACGAACGUGGAAAAUUGGGUGCUUUGGUCUUGGGUGGCGGACAGGUGGGAACUAUCAUGGGUAAUAUGUUAUCGGGCGUCUUCCUGGAUUCAUACGAUUGGCCAUUUGUGUUCUACUUCUUUGGCGGCCUGGGUGUCGUUUGGUUCGUCAUCUUUGUUUUCCUCUGCUACAGCGAUCCCGCCAGCCAUCCUUUCAUCAAGCCCAGCGAAAAGGAGUAUCUUGCGAAGGAGAUCGGGACAAUUGGCCGAAACGAGAGCCUGCCCCCCACGCCCUGGAAGGCCAUCCUUACUAAUUUGCCCAUGUUUGCCCUGGUCUCUGCCCAGAUUGGCCACGACUGGGGCUUCUACAUCAUGGUGACGGAUCUGCCCAAGUACAUGGCCGAUGUGCUGCAGUUCUCAAUCAAGGCCAACGGCCUGUACUCUUCCCUGCCGUAUGUGAUGAUGUGGAUUGUGUCCGUGGGCAGCGGCUUCGUCGCCGAUUGGAUGAUCCGCAAGGGCAUCAUGAGCACGACAAAUACCCGGAAGGUGAUGACGGGUCUGGCCGCCUUUGGUCCUGCCAUCUUCAUGGUAUCCGCCUCGUACGCCGGCUGUGAUCGCGUCCUGGUUGUGAUCCUUUUCACCAUUUGCAUGGGCCUGAUGGGCGCCUACUACGCAGGUAUGAAGCUCAGUCCCUUGGACAUGAGUCCAAACUAUGCUGGCACCCUGAUGGCCAUUACAAACGGCAUUGGAGCGAUCACGGGCGUGAUAACGCCGUAUCUGGUGGGAGUGAUGACACCAAAUGCCUCGCUGCUCGAAUGGCGCACUGUGUUCUGGGUGGCCUUUGGCGUGCUGUGUGUCACCGCAGUUGUCUACUGCCUGUGGGCCUCGGGAGAGGUACAGCCGUUCAACAAUGCACCCAUUCAGCCCCGAUCCAUGGACUUUGAGGCCGAGGAGCGCAAGACCACAGCCUUCAAAGAACCCGAGUACAACGACAGCAGUACAGGAGUACAGAAGCGAAUGGAGCGAAGCUCCUAAAUCGGCAUCGCCUUCAGAAUGUGCCAUAUUGUACUCUAGUUCAAAAUGCUGUCCCCGUUCACGAGUCGAGGUUCCAUUUAUAUACAAUGUAGAUAUACGUAUACGCCCUUACUGCUGUUCAGAUAGCUAGUUUUAUAGUAUUUCCGAUCUGGCCGAGAUACCCGGCCCAGGGGGGCACAGGGCCACCAACUAAUUAACUUUAAGCAAAGAAUUUACUUACUCACCAAAAAAAGAAAGAAGAAAAAGAACGCGCAUGGCAGUGCGUACUUCUAUACAUAUGUACAAUAUUCCCGUUGUAGGUAGGAUAAUCCCUAAUUAAUACUGUCCUGUCCCCCGCUCAUGUCCCCGUACAUGCAACGUACUCUCUUAAUUAUUAUUUAGUAUUUAAUCGAAACCUGAAGCAGCAGCUGAACCCGAUUUCAACGUUUAAGAUUAGAUAGAGCAAGUGUAUACCGAGUUCGUAUUUCCGUACCGUGCUGUAAAACACCUUCCCUGAGUUUUAAAUUGUUGAUCAAUGUGUAACGCCAAAACGUGUUUUUAACAAACUCCGUUAAGACAUAACUGUUUUUAUGAUGUUAGCAAAAUAAAGUGCAUAAAGAAAAAAAUGAG